Messenger RNA from Pyrgilauda ruficollis (rufous-necked snowfinch), 824 nucleotides. It is a transcript of the gene CDKN3, whose product is annotated as cyclin dependent kinase inhibitor 3. Gene Ontology annotation, cellular component: nucleus. The coding region runs from base 1 to 654 and encodes 217 amino acids. Gene Ontology annotation, biological process: protein dephosphorylation. Gene Ontology annotation, molecular function: protein tyrosine phosphatase activity. The transcript is spliced from 7 exons. NCBI's taxonomy places the organism in Eukaryota, Metazoa, Chordata, Aves, Passeriformes, Passeridae. The record is from RefSeq and is a predicted model, not a curated record.
AUGAGCCCCCCGCUCUCCCCGCAGCCCGCUGCGGCGCCAGCCGACGGCUUCGCCUCCUCAGACGAUGAGGCCGCCGAAGAGGACCCGAGCCCGCUCCACAUCUCCUGGUUGUCUUUGUCUCCUCUCUACUCUUCAGAGUUCCUGGGAUUAUGUUCCCUUCCAGGUUGCAGGUUUAAGGAUAUCAGAAGAAAUCUUCAGAAAGAUAUAGGAGAACUGAAGAGCUGUGGGAUCCAGGAUGUCUUUGUGCUUUGUACCAGAGGAGAGCUCUCAAAAUACCGAGUACCAAACCUGAUGGACACCUACCAACAGCACGGGAUUUGUGUGCACCACCACCCCAUUCCUGAUGGGAAUGCUCCUGACAUUGCCACCUGCUGCAAGAUCCUGGAAGAGCUCAGAACCUGCCUGGAAAAUAAGCAGAAAACAAUGAUACACUGUUAUGGUGGCCUUGGACGCUCGUGUCUUGUGGCUGCAUGUCUCCUGCUCCAGCUUUCGGACACCCUGGCACCUCAGCAGGUGAUAGAGAGCCUCAGGAACCUGAGAGGAUCAGGGGCCAUCCAGACUAUCAAGCAGUACAAUUUCCUCCAUGACUUCCGGGAGAACCUGGCUGCACACCUGGCAACAAAGGACCCGGUGCUGAGAUCGGCAUCGCGGUAGCUGAUCCCGGGCAUCUGUGCCUGGGAAAACUCCUGGACAAGACACCUCUCUCCUGACCUUUCCUCCUUGCUACUGCCUGUGUGACAGAGCUGCUGCCUUCCAAAUCCCUGUGUAAAGUAUUGGGAUGGGGAAGGAAAUCCUAGAGAACAUGUGGCAUCUUCCCCUCUUUA